GAACACAGAGAGAAAGAAAGUUAGAAGACUCUCUAGUUCAUCCCGAAGGUUUUAAAAAGAUAAAAAUCAUGGACGCUUUUGAUGCGAUUCCUAAUCAUGUGGUCAUCGACAUUUUGAACAAAGUCGCUGACGUCAAAACGCUGAUACGAUGUCGUUCCGUCUCUAAACGAUUCAACUCGUUAGCAACUCAGUCCGACUCGCUCCUUCUCCAACUCGAUCAGAUCCUCGGCGCCACCGAAUCGGAGCCGGAGAUCAGCUCUCCGGUGGCUAGCUUCUUCCGUUCGAUCUUCAAAUCUAUCCUCCCGAUCUUCUCCAGAUCCGCUAAACCGGUCGAAACUCCGAAGACUCCGGCUCAGAUUCUCGCCGGAUUUAACCGGAUCCGGAAUCUCGACGUGGAGUUAUACGGCGGAGACGCGAAUCUCGAGAAAGGCGCUGCGGUUAAGUGGAAGGCGGAGUUCGGAGAGACUCUCAAGAGCUCCGUCAUCGUCGCGUUCCGCUCCGCGACGGUCAACGCGUCGGCGACGGAGUCUCCGAUCGACGCCGUGGAGACGGAUUCGGAGUUCGUCUGCGGUUUGAAGACGCGCGUGGUGUGGACGAUCAACGCGUUGAUGGCGGCCUCCACGCGCCACCACCUGAUGAGAGAUCUGGUGAAGGAGCACAAGGAGAUGGAGCGGUUAACCGUGCGUGACAGAGACGACGAAGGUACGGUGGUGAUGGACGCCGCGGGGAUGAGAGAGUACAGAGAGACGGAGGCGCGCGUGGACGAAAAGGGAUUGGGAUUAGAGCGCGUGAGGGAACGCACGGAGGUGCCUAACGUGAGGAUGAGUAUGAGACACGCGCCGAUGCUUAAGCUGAAGAGCGGGAUCUGUCUCGAGGCCGCGACGCUCGUCGUCGUGAGGCCGAGCGGUGUGGCUUCCGAUGACAACGAUGUUGAGCUGGCGACGGAGGCGUUCGCCGCCGAUUGUAUGUACGGAGAAGCCGUUACGGCGUUGCUGAAACGUAGGAGAAAUGUGUUAGAGAUGAAUUCCUUCUAGAGGCCCAAUGGGCUUUUUAUUUGUUUGGCCUUUUUAAUGUAUAGUGUAUACCGACAACACCGUACAAUCCCAUCUGUACUUGAUGGCGUACGAGUUUGGUCAAACUCGAAUUAUUACAUUAAUAGAAUAUGAUUAUUAUCACAUUUAAUGCGUCGUGACAGUAUAGUACAGACAAAUAGUUAUAGUUUAA
Messenger RNA from Eruca vesicaria subsp. sativa (arugula), 1224 nucleotides. The record is from the annotation of a GenBank genome assembly. Lineage: Eukaryota; Viridiplantae; Streptophyta; Magnoliopsida; Brassicales; Brassicaceae.